Molecule: messenger RNA, 1209 nt
Organism: Oncorhynchus masou masou (cherry salmon)
Lineage: Eukaryota; Metazoa; Chordata; Actinopteri; Salmoniformes; Salmonidae
Product: guanidinoacetate N-methyltransferase-like
Exons: 6
Coding region: 81-785 (234 amino acids)
Biological process (GO): creatine biosynthetic process
Cellular component (GO): cytoplasm; nucleus
Molecular function (GO): guanidinoacetate N-methyltransferase activity
Source: RefSeq, a predicted model, not a curated record
CAAAAUCUCACUUUCCUCCCGCACGACGUGGAAACAGUAACCGUCUAUUCCCCAGCGAUUAGAGAAAAACAAUCACCAAAAUGACCACAGCACAAGCCAUAUUUUCCAAGGGAGAAGACUGCAAAGCUGGUUGGCACGACGCUAGUGCUGGUUACAAUGAGACCGACACUCAUCUCGAGAUUUUGGGCAAGCCUGUGAUGGAACGUUGGGAAACUCCGUACAUGCACUCGCUGGCAACUGUAGCCUCCUCAAAAGGUGGACGGGUUCUGGAGAUUGGAUUUGGCAUGGCCAUCGCCGCAACUAAAGUUGAGUCCUUCCCCAUUGAGGAGCACUGGAUCAUUGAGUGCAAUGAUGGAGUGUUUGCGAGAUUGCAGGAGUGGGCCAAGGCUCAGCCACAUAGAAUUGUGCCCCUCAAAGGACUGUGGGAACAGGUAGUAGGCGGCCUGCCUGACAACCACUUUGAUGGCAUUCUGUACGACACAUACCCUCUGUCUGAAGACACAUGGCACACUCACCAGUUUGACUUCAUCAAGGGCCAUGCCCAUAGGCUGUUGAAGCCCUGUGGUGUCCUCACCUACUGCAACCUAACCUCUUGGGGUGAACUUCUCAAGUCCAAAUAUGACAACAUCGACAACAUGUUCCAGGAGACCCAGAUGCCUCACCUGCUCGAGGCUGGCUUCAAGAGGGAGAAGAUUAGCACCACAACCAUGGAUAUUGUUCCUCCAAGUGAAUGCAAAUACUAUGCUUUCCGCAAGAUGAUUACACCCACCAUUCUGAAAGAGUGAAGUGGUUUGAUGCCACCGUAAUAUCUUUUUUCCUUUAAUUCUCAAGUGCCUGCAUUUUAAAAGCCACAUUGGUUUACUGUCAAAAAUCCAUAAGCACUCAGCGAUGUCCAUCUUACAAUAAACCAAUUUAAAUAACAUGUCCACUCUGAAAAUAAAUGUGUUUGGGUAUCACCUCAAACAAUUUUGCACCUCUUGCUAUAGAACCUCUUGCAAUUCGUUAUUGAAUGCAUUACAUUUGAACUUCAUUGCAAUGUUAAUGAGCACUAUAUUUGACAUAAUACUAAGUCUGCGUUUACACAGGCAGACCAAUUCUGAUCUUAUAUCCAAUUUAGUUAUUGGUCUUUAGACCAAUCAGAUCCUAUCUUUGCCAAUAAUUGGGCAACAUAUCACAAUUGGGCUGCCUGUGGAAACGCUUUCGAUUGGC